Molecule: messenger RNA, 369 nt
Organism: Letharia columbiana
Lineage: Eukaryota; Fungi; Ascomycota; Lecanoromycetes; Lecanorales; Parmeliaceae
Exons: 3
Coding region: 1-369 (122 amino acids)
Source: RefSeq, a predicted model, not a curated record
AUGGACCGCGUUUUGGAGCUCGACUUCGGCUUCGAUUCCAGAAUCCUCGGCAGCGAAGGAGAAGAAGAAGAAGAAGAACAACAACAACUAACACCCACUUUCGAUGAAACUCAGCCCCAGCAGCAUCUAGCAAAGGAGAAAACGAAGUACGCAUGGCUGCAGGAGCUCGCCGAGCACGCCGCGGACUCUCUUCCCAAGCUGAGAAAAGUGACACUGAACGAACGUUGGAAACACCCCCAAGGUUUCGCACACGUGCCGUUCCGGUGGGUACUACCGACGCAUCUGGAUGAGUUGUUCGAGAAGAGUGGCGUCGACGUGGAGGUUUGGAUGAGGAGGCCGAGCGAUUAUGGCAAUUUGGACGAGCGGUAG